CAGACCCCGUAGAUCCGGCCUAGCGAAUUGCGCUUCUCUGAUUAUUUGUGACUCUAGUUCCUAGGUUGGCAACUUCAUCCCUUUUAGAGCGGGAAAUAUUGUUUAACAUUAGAAAGGAAGAGAUUUACGUUUAUAUCAUUGCCGUUCACAGAUUUAUCUAUUAGGUUGACAUGAGCGCGAAACUGAGCAGUUUGCUCAGUCAAAAAGACCGGGCGCAGCUGCAAGAAUUUGUACAGGAGACUUCGACUGAGGAGCUCGUAAGGAUAAUAUCGAAUGGAAUUUGUAAUGCGGACAUUUCUCGGAUAUUAGAUGAAAUACUGCAGGUGUGUUCUGAAUCAGAGAGUUUGUACGCUAAGAGAAUUAAAUUGAUAGAAUCCACUCUGAGAGCACUGGGCAAAGCCAAGAUUUCGAUCAGUCACGCAAACGAGAUCGUGAAUCGAAUAGUGGUGGACUUUCCCAACUAUCCAAAGCUACAUCUAAUCAAAUUGGUAGACUUUUGUCUUGCUAGUAUUCACAGCAAUGACGAUGAGUUCAGGAGUUGGAAAGAACUAUUACCUGUUCUGCUAGAAGUGUUGGAGGAAGAGAAAUAUAUUAAUCAUAUGAAUGGUGAGGUUUCUGGCUCCAAAUACAAGUCGAUUAUUAUUAAUAAUAUAUGCAACAGUGAAUGGGACACACAGAUAAUGCCAUCAUUGGCAAGCAUGUUUAGAGAGAUAUCUUUGGAAAAAGAAGACCAUUCUGUAGUAAUUACAGUACUAUGCACAAAAUUACAAGACAUAUCUCUUGAGGAAGUGCCUCCUUUUGUGCAUCAGACAUUGAGAUUGUGUACAAAUCAGGAUAGUAAAUAUCUUUUGGAAGCUUUACGGAAAUAUUUCUCAUUACGCUAUUCACAAACUGAUACAGAUACAGAUACUUUUGAAACUAUCGAUGUGAUAAAUCCUAAGGAAGUUCAAGAUGUUGAAAGUACAGUAUUAUAUCAUAUAUCUCAAGCAGCAGAAUUGAAUCACCAACUCAUAAGGGAUUACAUAAAGUACUUCAAAAGUGUGUCACAUGUUCCUGAAGCUAUAUUAGAACCUUUCAUGCUUUCUGUUUUGCUCACAGUUGCUUCUAUUGAUGAAAAUCAGAUUUACGAAAUGCUGCGAGCGAUUAUUAAUAAACGAAACGAAAAUGACAGUAAACGGAAAAAUAGCGCGUGGUUGAGGAAAUUGAUUCCUGACUCUUGUAGCAUAAUGACUGUGAUAGGAAAUGUCAUCGAAACAAGUAACAGAGACCGCCAUAUAGUAUUAAAAGGACUCGUAGAUCUCGCAUUUGUUCUCAUGGCUUCAGAAAAUAAGACAAAAACGAGUACACAUAUUCUAUGGCAAAUUGGUACGAAGAUACUUCAAAAAAUCAUGAGGAAGCAUCACGAGACGGUUGCGACUAUAUUUCAAAUAUUGAUUGAUAAAAUAAUCGCUGGUUCAUGUAUUUCUCAGUAUACAGAUUGUUUAGCAUAUAUGUGCCGUAAGUUAACAGUUCUAGUGUUAGACCAUCAAAGUUCUAUAAUGAUGCUUUUCGAUCAAAUUUCAUUUAUACCUGGAGAGAUUGCCAUUUUUAUUGUUUCUGCAAUAUUUCCGUUGAUACAAGUCUCAGUCACUAUAAGAGAACAUUUGAUCUUAACGUUGAGGAAGGCUUUAUACAGAAAGGGUACAUCUAAUCGACAAAUGGCCGUCAGUGGAAUUUUGGAGAUGUUGAGGAAUUUGAAAAUGCAUUCUAUGAGCGGACUCGCGAUGAGCUCGAGUCAGUACGUCAAUUCGUCGUCUGGUGCGAGUUCCACAUCUAUUUUGACUCAGGUAACUUUAGAGAGAGGUACUCAAGGAACAGGAUCUACCUUGAGAUACAAUAGAACAUUAUGUUAUGAUAUAUUGGGUAUUUUAAGAAGAUGUUUCACUCAUGAGUGUGAAGUUCGAUUACAUUUAUACAAUGGUUUGUAUGAAGCUGCAUUGAAAAAUAUCGAGAUAUCAGAAUACAUAUUAGAGAUGUUAUUACCACAUUUUAAGACUUUUUUUGAGACCGACGAAAACGUCGUAGUGCCAGUUAAACUGGAAAUAUGCACAAUUGUACAAGGGGACCAAAUUGUAUUACAGGAACCUCUGGCGGAAUUAAUAUUAAUACUGCAAAAGAUUUAUAUUAAAUCGGCUCUUAUGAGAUCAUCUAUUGUAGAUGAAUUAGCUAUUAUCUUGGAGUCUCUUUGCAGACGGAUGCCACGGCUUGAAACAGAACAUCUUAAUCUAGAUGACAAACUUGAUUUAAGCAACUCUAACACUAAGGCUCAAGAAAAAUUGCAAAAUGUUUUGUUAACGAUAAAAAUUUAUGAGGCUCUCAUAUCCUUCAGAAUUAGCGCCUGGUCCGUAAAUUGUACAGAUACCGCACAAAGUGUUAAAAAUCUAUUUAAAGGAUACCUGAAAUUUGUUGAAUAUAUUAAGCAUAUACCAAAGGCUAAAAAGGGAGAGAGAAAAAAUAAGAAGACCCAGAACGACCUAAAUAAUACGACUGUAAAAAAACCUGGUCGUCCAGGCAAUAUAAAACUGCCGCCCAGCAUCACGGAUUUGUUUACAGUGUACAAAACUCUGUGUCUCUUCUACUUGAAAUCUGUCUCCUGGGCAACUGCUGACCAAAUAGCCAUGUUAAUAGAUUACCACGAAUUCUAUCAUUACGUCUUGCGAACGUUGUUGCAAAUCUUGCAGAAUGUAAAACUGUUAACAGAAUACGAUUUACGGAAACACAAAGAACAGUAUAUGAAGACCUAUUACGAAAUUGGAAAAUUGUUGUACGAUCAUGUUGUUUUGGAUUUAAACAAAUUCCUCAAUACGGACGAGCAAGGCACUAUAUUGGCAUUGGAAUGUUUUAAAGAUUUAUGUUGCUUAAUGUGCACCUAUUUCUCCUCUGAAUUAUCGCGUUUUCUCGACGUUAUUGUUCCUAACAAGUCAACUCAGGUGGAAAAUUUUAACGGACAAUUAGAAAAUAUGACUGCUGCUUUACGUACGAGUUUCAGGACGUUCUUCAGCGAGAAAGAAGAACAUGAAGAGAAUUCUAAACAAAUACUCAGCCUAUUAUUGGAUAUUAUAUACCAACUAACACAAGAGAUCAAUUUUUAUGAAACGAAUGGCGAUGAAAUAUUUGAUUCAAUGAUGAAAUUCACACAAUUGGAAAAUAUGGAUCCUCAAGCUUCUUUAAUUGUUUUCCAAAUUCUAUUAUGGAUAGAGGAGCGUAAUAAGGAAUACGGGGAAUUAUUGAGCGAUAUUAGUCUUGCAUUGUGCGAGAAAAUAGGUAGCAUUGACAAGGCUGAGGUACCGGAGAAUGAUAAAUUUAAAAUCAUCCACGAAGAUACAGCGGAUAAACUUUAUAAUUUGGUAAAUAACUCAGUAAAAGAAAAGUUAGACAAUGUGUCUUGGUUGUUAGUACGACUUAAGGCUGAACAAAAUGUUGUUUGUUCGCCUGGCACAGACCUCGAAGAAUAUCAGGAAAAGGUGAGAACACAAGAACGCAGUUUGUGCAGACAGUUGUCACAUAUUAUACAAAUACUUUAUACAUUAGCCAACGUUGCUAUUAAACCAGGACCAUCCACAGAUAUUAUGUUCAAAAAUUUACAAACCUUAUACAAUCUACUUAGCACUCUUACAAAAUAUUUUAAUGGAAAAUCUAGUAAACAAAAUGCAGCGUUUCAAUCAGUAAAAUUUAUUCAAGUGAUUCAAUCAGCUGGAAAACCAUUAAAAUCCGCGUUUUAUAACCUAAUAACGCAUACUGAAGAAAAUCAAAAUGCAUCAAAGUCGAAGGCUGAUUCACAUGUGCAAAGAAACAAGAUUUUGAAAGAGACCAAAUUUAUACCCAAUGUGGUAUAUGAAAUCGAACAUUUUCACAACGAAGUUUUAGCACUUGAUAAAAAAACUGGCGUUCCACUUGAAACUUACAUAAAGCACAGUAUAACGCGAGAUUUCCGUAUAAAAAAUACGCAAUUGGCAGAAGCACUGGAGAAGAUGGAUAUAAGUGCGCUAGACACACAGAAUUCUCAUCGCAGCAAUGCAUCUAAUUCGGAUAUAAAUGUAGACGCGUCUAUCGAAUCGCCUACAAGAACACCACCGUCUUCAAAACGUUCUAGGAAAAACGAUGCCUCUUCAAAAUCGCCUACAGAAUCCCCACUUUCAAAACGCUCAAGAAGAUCGUCAGAAUCAUGAAAUUUUUAAUGUCCUAAUAUUACGCAUUCCUCGUUUUAAUACAAAGUUUAAUUCUACAUUUUUCUACUGUUUCUUUAUACAAAUCUAGUUACAUCGUAUGUAAGAACACAUGCUUAUUAAAUAUAAAUAUUCUAUUACAGUAUGUUGUAUUUUAAAAUAUAGAAUAUUUAAAUAUAAUAUAAAUGAAAUAUAAACGUUUUAAUUACCUCAUAAAAUUAAUGAUUUUUAUUUAUAUAUUCACCUUAUCCUCAAUACCAUGUUCUUGAUUUUCCAAAAAAAUAUAAUCGAAAAAUAAGAUUUAGUAAAAAAAAAAA
Molecule: messenger RNA, 4522 nt
Organism: Monomorium pharaonis (pharaoh ant)
Lineage: Eukaryota; Metazoa; Arthropoda; Insecta; Hymenoptera; Formicidae
Gene: FANCI
Product: Fanconi anemia group I protein
Exons: 21
Coding region: 171-4208 (1345 amino acids)
Biological process (GO): DNA repair
Molecular function (GO): DNA polymerase binding
Source: RefSeq, a predicted model, not a curated record